UAAUUGCAUUAUUUGUGUUGUGGACCAAAAUCAUGCAUUUAGUCAAUUGUUUUUUCCAUAUGAUGUCUACUGUCAUCAUUUACUAUAUGAGAAAAAAAUCUGUAAGAGGUCAAAGAUAUUACAAUGACUUCUUUGCAAGAAGUAUUGUCUAUGACUAUGCUUAUACGAGUGAUAACAUAUGUGUUUCUCAAUUUAGGAUGAAUAGAUGAGCAUUCAUUAGGUUAUGUUCCAUGCUUGAGACAAUAAGAAAGUUAAAAAAUACCAAAAACAUGGAGAUUGAUGAGCAAGUGGCUAUUUUCUUACAUACCCUUGCACAUCACAUGAAAAAUCGAGUUAUAAAACAACGAUUUAAGAGGUCUAGUGAGACUAUUAUUAGGUACUUUCAGAAUGUAUUGAAUGCUGUGAUAAGAUUGCAAGGUCAUUUGCUCAAGACUCCGGAGCUAAUACUAGAAGAUUCCACAUAUGAUAAAUGAAAGUGGUUCAAGGGUUGUGUUGGAGCCAGCUGAGGACAAGCCUAGGUAUCGAUCCCGAACAGUAGAUAUUGCUACCAAUGUCUUAGGAGUACGUUCACAAGACAUGGGCUUCAUUUAUGUAUUACCUGGUUGGGAAGGGUCAGCAACAGAUGGUAGGGUGCUUAGAGAUGUCAUGAUUAGAAGGAAUGAAUUGGUGGUGAAUCGGGGUACCUACUACCUUGUGGAUGGGGGAUAUACCAACGGUCAGAGAUUUUUUGCCCCAUUUAGAGGUCAAAUGUAUCACUUAAAAAAAUGGAGAGAUGGUCACCAACCUAGGACACUUGACGAGUUCUUUAAUAUGAAGCAUUAUUCUGCUAGAAAUGUAAUUGAAAUAUGUUUUGGGCUGUUGAAGAAGCGUUGGGCUAUUUUAAGAAGCCCGUCUUUCUAUCCCAUCAAAAUUCAAAAUCGUAUAAUAAUAGUUUGUUGCUUGCUUCACAAUUAUAUGAGGGAUCAAAUGCAAAUAGACCCAAUCGAGGUGGAGGUAGAUGCAACAGGUCUCGUGGUGGAAAAUAAUGCACAUGAUGAUCAUAUUACCAGCGUUGAAACAUCUAACGAGUGGUUAACAUUUAGAUUGAAUUUGACAAACAAAAUGUUUGAUGAGUGGAGAGCAAGUAGACAAAGAGUGUAAUUUUUUGUACCUAUAUUUGAGAAUGAUUUUGUUUCUUGAAAUUCUACC
This is a messenger RNA of Ilex paraguariensis (yerba mate), 1188 nucleotides long. NCBI's taxonomy places the organism in Eukaryota, Viridiplantae, Streptophyta, Magnoliopsida, Aquifoliales, Aquifoliaceae. The record is from the annotation of a GenBank genome assembly.